AUUUGGAGGGGAAGUGAAUUUCGCAGGGGAAAUCUCAGCUGUCUGUCAAAAGUUUGGUGCUUGUCGUGAAAAUCUUUGGAAUCCCUAAUCGAGUGCUCAGGAUGAUGUCUUCAAGGGUGCUUCCGGCUUCUCUGCGACUGCUGCGUCCCUUUAGCCAGAGCGCCUCACCAUCGAGCUCCGGAAGCCAGGGAAAACCACCAUCACAGCCGGAUCCUCUGUCCAAAGUGUCCGGAUUGACAACAAACGUUGUUCUGAAGCCCGACGGAGGCAAGCCGGUGGGCCCUGGAGCGUCUCACAAUGCCGACUACAAGGUGCCAGAGUACUUCCUGUACGGGAGACACAGCUACCACGAAGCGGAGAUUGAGCUGGCGCCCUUCCGGUGUCCUCAGCCUUCUGCCCUGAAGAAGUAACUUAGGUGAAUGAUUUCAUGUACAUUAUGUAGUUGGAAAUAACACGAUGAGUCCUGGCAAGCAGGGUGUUUGACUGCUGGGCGA
This is a messenger RNA of Phlebotomus argentipes, 494 nucleotides long. RefSeq lists its product as uncharacterized. The record is from RefSeq and is a predicted model, not a curated record. Gene Ontology annotation, cellular component: mitochondrion. Lineage: Eukaryota; Metazoa; Arthropoda; Insecta; Diptera; Psychodidae. Bases 102 to 410 code for a protein of 102 amino acids. The transcript has a single exon.